UCUCAUACAGCUAAAAGUCCUGCUGAUGGUACUCCUAGACGACCUGUUUUAUCUGUCAGUGCCAGAAAAAUUAAAGAUAAUGUAGCAGACUGGCAUAAUUUAAUGAUGAAAUGGGAGAGACUGAAUGAUAAUGGAUUUACUAUGGCAAACAAAAUAGUCAACAUGAAGAUCAGUGAGCAAUUUCAAGACAACAAACUGGAGAUAGCAUGUGAUAACAGUGCCACUGAAUCUGAAAAGCCAGCUCCAAAAUACAAUGAAGAACUGGACAAUUGCUGUACAGAAUUACUGGAGACCUUAAAGCAUAUGACAAAGAUACAACUGAAAAUGGAAAAGCUUACUUCGACUACUAAAGCUAUCUGUGACUUGGAAACAUUCCACCGUGGAGCUGGGAAUUGCACAGCACCCUUCUUUCAUACAUGGCCAACACCAUACUUCUAUGAGGUUUCUCUGAAGCUCUCUGAAAUGUACAAGAAGGAACUACAACUUAAGCAAACGAUCGUACAAGAAAUUGCUCAUUCUGCUGACCAGGAUCUGAUGAUGGUCUAUUUAUCAUCAUGGUUAUACCAGCCUUACAUUGAGAACAGCAGCAAACUACUACUUGAAGCCAUGCUGCUGGAAACAGGACAUAGACAGUGCUAGAAUUUCCAAUGUUACGUGGCUUGAUUCUAAUGAUGCUUAUAUGAAGUCGAAACAGCAAAUUGCAAGGCUUACCAAGUAAGUUCAAUUUUUGUAAAACUUAUUAAAGAUCUUUUUCUCUAUUUGUAUUUAUUA
This is a messenger RNA of Balearica regulorum gibbericeps (East African grey crowned-crane), 771 nucleotides long. The record is from RefSeq and is a predicted model, not a curated record. NCBI's taxonomy places the organism in Eukaryota, Metazoa, Chordata, Aves, Gruiformes, Gruidae.